This is a messenger RNA of Stereum hirsutum FP-91666 SS1, 1725 nucleotides long. RefSeq lists its product as uncharacterized. NCBI's taxonomy places the organism in Eukaryota, Fungi, Basidiomycota, Agaricomycetes, Russulales, Stereaceae. The coding region runs from base 108 to 1667 and encodes 519 amino acids. The transcript is spliced from 6 exons. The record is from RefSeq and is a predicted model, not a curated record.
AAUCACUCACGCGUAUAAAAGACCACUUCGACAUCGUGACGGCUCACUGAUAUCUGAUUCCUCUUCAUACCGGUAAUCCCUACAGUGUAUCAGCUCUAUACAUCCCAAUGACUCCCGGCAUGGUCCACGUCUGCGUGCAUUGCGGACAAGCAGCACCUAUUCAGCACUCUGUGUGGUAUGUUGAGAUGGUCGAGCUCGUCGUCAAGGAUACUCUUUUCAAGGUCCCCCGAUUUAUCUUCGACGACCACCUCCAAUCGUUCACGAGGAUGGUCUCGCCAUCGAGGAAUACUACAGGUAUCCCUGGGCCCAAAGGAACCGUAGACCUCAUCGUACAAAGUCACGAUCGUUCGUUCAGUAUUUCUGAUGACAUUACCGUCGACGAAAUGGAGAGCUUCUUGAAGGCCUUUAUACCGAAGUUCUCGAUCCCAAAAGGUGUAGAACUCACGCUCAGCGAUCAUUUGUCCGUCCUCAAGCUCGCUACCAGAUGGGGCUUCUCGGAGCUUCGAAAUCAGUCGAUUGAAGCAGCCACGCCACGCUUCAAAUAUCCUACUGACUUGAUAACUUAUGGGCAACGAUAUAUGGUUCCUCAGUGGCCAAUUGAAGGUUACAAACGCAUCAUCAAAGGGACAUAUCCAAGCCUAGAGGUCGCAUCCAAACUCGGCUCCAAACCCUUCUACUAUCUUAUGGCUGUUCGCGACCAAUAUCUGCAGACGACACCCGUACCGGCGCAAAAGGCGCAAAAGCUCUUCGCAAAGAAAGGAAGUACGAACUCCCUCAAUUUCGAUUUCGACACGAAGAUUGUCGCGCUCAUUGACGCUGGAUAUCUUGAGGGUGCACUUCCCCCUGAUUAUCCUGCUACCUGUGAAACAUCCACCGACUCUGACAUGACGAUCGAUGGGAACGGCAAGGAAGAUUACGAUAAAACCAUUGAGGUGGCUAUCUCUGCUAUCUACCUGGCAAGUUUGAAGAGCGCACCCCUCAAGCCUUCGCGGCUGUAUUGCAUCGAGACUGCCACUUUCCUCGCGGAAAACACUCUGUUCUGUGUCCCCCGCUUUCGCCUUGUCGAGAAUAAGGACUCUCCUUUCGCCAGCAUGUUCACUCUUCCGCUCGGAGAUGUAGAAGCCGAGGGCACAAGCUCAACAAGACCGAUAAAGUUACCUCCUGACAUAAAGGACACAGACUUCGCCAAUUUUCUAGAAGUAUUAUAUCCUGAAUAUAUCUCAUCACCGUAUCUGACACCGUCGAUGAGCGACGCUUGGACCGCAAUCCUCGGACUCGCCACGCAAUGGCAGUUCGACGAUGUUCGCAAGAAGGCCAUCGAUGUAUUAGGAGAUCAGGAGAAAAAUGCCAUCCGGAAGAUAAUACUCGGAAGGCAAUACUCGAUCUCGAGCUGGCUUGUUGCUGCAUACGUCGAACUGGCGGGUCGAGAUGACUCAAAACCCUUGACAGUAGAGGAAGAGAAGGUGUUGGGAGACGCAACGGUUGUGAAGUUACUCAAGAUUGAAGCGGAACGUCGUAAGGGGGAAAGGGAGGGAACCGUUUGUGAUUUGACGGAGAAAGUCAAGGAGGCGUUUAAGGACGAGUUAAUGGAGGACGAGGAGUAUCGGCGCAAGGCUAGUGCACUGGCAACGACGGCGGCGAGUCCUUCAGAUACUGCACCUGUUUAGCUCGGGAAAAUGGUCAGAUUUAUUGGUCUACAAUGUACAUAUAGCUCGCUUCUUUUCC